Molecule: messenger RNA, 16397 nt
Organism: Pseudomyrmex gracilis
Lineage: Eukaryota; Metazoa; Arthropoda; Insecta; Hymenoptera; Formicidae
Exons: 18
Coding region: 2597-15529 (4310 amino acids)
Biological process (GO): regulation of gene expression
Cellular component (GO): nucleus
Source: RefSeq, a predicted model, not a curated record
AAUUAACUUACUUUGUUUAACGGUCGUUAGAAUGUGCAACUUAUUGUUUAUUAUCAACAAAGUUUAUUAUCAUUUCAAAGUUUACAGCAUAAUAUAGUUUUUUUGAACAACAACGCGAGUGUGUAUUGUUAGAGGAAGAUGAUGUACAAUUGUACUGUUUUUCUUUAAGCAAAAUGGCGAAAGUUGAAGUUUAUCGAAAUAUUGAAAGUGAUUGAGAUCUUUUGUUAACCUUUCGAGGUUAAGCUAAAUCGUGCAACACGCGAUAUCCUUUUUUUGUGCUGAAUCGCGUCUGCAAUCCAGACGAGAAUUGUUCAAUCGCGCUUUGAAAAUCAAAAAAAGAUUCUCAAAAUGCGAUGCUCGCGAUGCGAUCCAGCGCGACAAAAAAACAUCGAGUAUCGUAAACUUGGGAUUAUGGCUGCGUUCAGGGAAAACGCUUUCGUGUGUGUUAUCGCUAAUUGGAUGCGGAACAAGAGUAGACACGUCAGUAAUGUAUAAAAUAGAAUAUUCAAGAGAAGAAAGAAAUAUUCGUUUUACAGCGAGUACAAAGUAGAACUUCCAAGAAGUAAGAGAAUCCAAAAGAGAAAUCGAGUAAAUCCACUCAGCUCUCUUAAAAUAUGGCUGAUACAGACAUGGGAGCCAUUUUUCCGUGACGUAAGCAGUAAAGGCUGCGAUAUUGGUUAAAAAUAAAAAAAAAAAAGGAAGAAAAGAAAUGUGAGAGCUUCUCAUACUAAAAUCGUGGUUAAUAUUCACAAUAGAAACUGUUGUGGUAGUGAAUUGUGCAUAUAAAAAAUUUACUGCAGACAAAUUGACGCGUCAAAGGUAUCUAAACUGGAGGAUGUGUGGUUUUAGAGAGCAACAUAACGGCAAAGAUGCUUUCCUUUACGACGUGUACUCGGUUAUUUAGACUUUGACUUACUUAGUCCGAAUGUUUUAAGAUAAUAACGGACGAGUUCCUUGAUUCUUAUAUUUAAGAUCGUGUACGUAUGUGUGUAUGCUUUACACAUAUUCACACAUACGUACAACAAAACGGUCUUAUUUCUCAAGAAACGAUUGUCGCUUUUGGAAUCAGCGUUCGUUUCUUAAUAAAAAUUUGAUUUAUUCUCUAAAACCAUCUCGAGUGUUCAUGAGAAACAGUUACAAGUGGAUAGGAUUGCGUGAAAAAACCGGAGUUCAAAGAGUUGGAACGUAUGAUAGUGAAAAAAUAACGUAAAGUUUUUGAUUGUCAACGGAAGAACUACUCCGUGUCAAGAUAUUGAACUGAUCAAAGGUUGUUGAUAUCUUGUCAAUUACGAUACAAUUUAGUAUUGUUGAGAGUUUACUCAACAAUACUUUCAGAAUACGAAUUACAGCAUGUACUUACUUUCAGAAACAUUUAUUUCCUCACGAAUAGCGAUAAAGUUUGUGUACUGCAAAUCAAACAAACAAUUUAUUUUGCACAAUAAUUAAUGUGCUUUUUAUGUAUUAUGCUACGAUAAGAGCGAGAAGUGUGUUUUCACAAAUUGCGUGAAUAGGCAAGUAUUGAAUACUAAAAAUGUUACUUUUGGUAAAUAAAGCACUUCAUUAUUGUGCAUUAAAAAGGUUGAUUCGAUCAAUAUCUAUUUCUCGUGGGAAUACCUUGGAACAGCUAUAGUCUCUCGAUAAAAAUCUUACAUUUUUUACAGUGUAACUAGAGACAUCGUGUGUUACAUUAGUGUUUUUUUUUUUUUUAAUGCGUCUGCGUAUCUCAUUAUGUGUGAUGUCUUACACGUGGAUUAAUAAAGAAUAUGGGUAAAUUAAAGAGAAAAGGGUAAAUUAAUUACUUUGUCUAAAAUUAUAUUAUAUCCUUUUUCGAAACAGAAUUUACGUGUAAUGUUAUCUACGUGUUAGAUCACCGAAAUAACAACGUAAGAUCAAUUGUAUCGGAUUUGUGUGAUGUGAUUUAUAGAAAUCCAAUGAACAAUUUUUGACAGUCAGGAUUUUAUUGUAUAAUUGUAAGAAACCAGUUUUUAUUUAAUAAAGAUCUAAAGUUAUCAAUCUUAAAUUGAAGAUAUCCGUGAAUCACAAUAAUUUUAAAUAAUAUUUUAAGGCUCGUGAAAAUUCAACUAAAGUAGUAACUUAGUUGACAAUAAUUUUACUUUAUUGACUUACAAAUUAUUUUUAUGUCUCAUAAAAAAAAGAUAAGUUUGGAAGUAAGACGUGAGAUAACUUUGCAAUACAUUGCGUGACUUAGGGUUUCACUUUACAUAUAUUACGAUGGGGACCAAUGCGUGCUGAAGAGUUAGAAAAUAAUCGAUCGCGAGUAAAGUGUGCACGUGCUAGUCAAAGAGCGGUGUAUUCGUCAUUCGGUCUCUUUGACGAAGAUUGGACGCUCGCGCGACACGGUGUCUCCGCUUUUUAGUCUUGUACAAAAAACUGUUGUACAAAAAUUUAAUCAAGUGAAACGGGUUGUCGUAUACGCGAUUACAAAAUUUAUGUAAAUUGUUGCGUGGAGACACGCGGAAUCUCUUUUCUGAAAGAACGAAGACACGAAAAUACAGACAUUUUAUUGUAACUCUGAGAAAAACGGAAAACAAGCAAUCAUGUACAACAGUUAUGCUAGUCAAAACCGUGAAGCAAAAUGGAGGACGAAUACGAACGGAAAUUUGCAGAAAUGCAAAAAUACAUUCCAUUCUUGGAAGCGAUGAUUGAGAGACUGCAUAAGGUCAAGGAAUCUUCCGGACCUCAAAACGUCAAAGAUAAAGAAACUAACAAAUUUCAAUUACAGAAAAUGCAAAGUCUACAUGGGAUUCUAACAAAUAGUAAGCGGAAAUUGAAGAUCGAAACGUUGCAGCGAUGCGAAGAUGUCCUAGAGAAGUUGCAAAGUAAAGUAGAAAAGGGACAUAUAUCCAGUACACAAAUGGCAUCUGCAGAAAAUGAUAUCGCGCAACCUUCGACUUUAUCAGAAGAUAAACAAGUAGAAAACAGGACAGAAGACAUGGAAAACAAAAAGAUGGAAAACCUGGAAGACUUGCAAGAUGCGGAUACUGAUAAAGAAAUCACAGAAAUUGAGGAAGAAACCCCGGCAAGUCCGGAUCGUUCUAGAUCUCUUAGUCCUGAUUGCCAAAUUUUGCCGAUAAUAAUUCCCACGGAACGCACGUCAAACUUACCUAAAAACAAAUGUAGCAACAAUCCGAGACCACGAUCUAAAGUAAUACCGGUUAUCACGAUCACGGAUCGUUCAGAUUUGUUGACGGAUUCCAACUCCGACGAUGUCACUUCCGAGUGGGACAUGUUGGAGGAAUCGGAAAGACAUCACACGAGGAACAGAAACAACGAUAUUGCUUCUGGUCACGAUAUAACGAUCGGGGCAACAGCGGGCGUCAGUAAUCUGUCAAAAAAUAUCAAUGACAAUAGAAAUUAUCCGUUAGACUCACACGAUGUACAAACUAUUCCAGUUCCUGCACUUGACGGUUCUAGACGAUUAACGUCGUACUUAAAGAAAAUGAAUUUAAGAACCGGCGAGACUUCAGAAUUGCCUGCGAAUAUUCCAGAGAGAAGACACAGCUCUCCUGACCCUGAAAUAUUGUAUACAAGGUCUAGAGUUACAUCGUCCACUGACCGAAUUCACAGACCGAGAGAUACUGCGUCGAAGUCGCCGUCCAAGACACCGUCGAUACCUCUUUUGCUUUCGCCGCCUGCUUCAAACGAACCUCCGCUGUCCCAGGAAGAUUUGGCUGAGCUAUUAUGUGAAGAAAGCGGUGUCGAGAGACAUGACAAGACGGACAAGAAUAAACGCAACUCGGACAAGCACCCAAGCUGCAGGCUUGGAGGACUCAAAGUAAAGAAAAAUUUGCAAAACCCUAUGGGAAGUUUGAGUGGGAAAGUUGGUGAAAAUAAAGGACCACAUCAUCAAACGAACGACCAACGACCGCAAGCGUUUUAUCAACGUUAUGCAAAUAAUUACGAGAGAUAUCCGCGUCCACGUGACGGUCUCGAGGAAGGUCUUCAUGGUGCUCCAAACGCACCGAAUGACAGAAACGUUCCGCUUUAUCAAAGACGUUCAAGCACGAUGGAAGGACACAAAGACACAGGUCUGACAGAAAACGAAUUUAUCAUAGAAGGCAUGGAUUAUUAUAACAUGUCACAUAUGAAUCAGACGCAUUGGGCGCCUCCCACAGCUACUCAAGAUCAAUUUCCUAAUCCACAGUGGAGAAUGCCUAAUCCACCUAUGCAAUCUAUGCAACCUAUGCAACCUCCUAUGCAACCUCCUAUGCAGCCUCCUAUGCAACCUCCUAUGCAACCUCCUAUGCAACCUCCUAUGCAACCUAUGCAGCAUUCCUAUCCACCAAUGGAUUCACAAUUUAGACCAAAUCCUUAUCCACCGAAUUUAUCUAACAAUCUGCAGUACACAGGCUAUCCAAUGAAUCAGGGAUCUUUCACCGCCGAUCCUUACAAUGAGAGACCGGAUUAUCCUCCCGUGAGACCAACUUGGGACGGAACCGCUUCUAGAGUGAGUGAAAGUGCGAUACCUCCGUACGAAAAUGUGAUGCCUUGUGGAAUGCAAGUCCCAGACAGUCCCUCGGCUACUUCUUUUCAGCGACCUACUGUAGCUUGGGGCAGAAGUAACAGAGGCCGAGGAGGAAGAGAUGGAUACUACAACGAUAGAAGUAGGACCGACGGGAGAUCUGGAUUUAAUAAUCGCGAUCCGCGCCGGCCUGAUUGGUCGCGAGAGAGUCACUUGAAUCGCGAAAAUCUAAAUCGUUUUCCAAAUCGGGACCCGCGCGUCCGUUCGGAAUCACAACACAACGCGACGAUGAGUCCGAGUCAAACCAAAGAAACCAGUACUUCACCUAGAGAUCCACGUAUUGCCAAAGACAAGCACGUAACCGCGCCAAAUAAACCCAAGGACGUAACUCAGACGGAAAAAGAUCAAAACGAGAAGGAUCCCAGAAAACGGCAGACGACAUCGACAACAACAAAACCGCACACGACGAAAGAUAAGUUAAAGCAUCAAAAGUCAUCCGAAAAAGAGAAAGAGAAGGACAGGUCGCUAAAAGAUAAAAUGCAAUUGUCGUUGGAAGGUCUUUACGGCGUGAUUGACACGACCACUCAGGGUUCUAGUUUGCAAAAAUUCAAAAUUCCCAAAAUUAAACGACCCGAACAGUCACAGUCGAACAAUCACGUCGUUAACGAGACGACGAAAAAAGACAAAACUAUGAAAGACAAAAUUUCGUCGCGCCCGAAGACUGAUAGCAAAAAGAAAAAAAGUUCGCCUUCUCAGAACAAGGACGAUGCGAGCACUGAAGUGACCAGCAGCAGUGACAGCAAUGUAGUAAGUGAUAGUCUUCGAUCCAAGGAGGAUGAUGUUACAAAAGAGAGUGAAAAUCUCUCGUCUGUGUUGAUCGAAGAAAGUGACAGGAACAAGAUAAAGAUCACCGAAGCAGAUACGGUGACGAACAAUGUCAAAUUAAAUGACGCGGAGAAGAACAAGAAGGACGAUUUGGAAGCAGACGGGACGAAGUCCAAAGAAGGAUUGACGCAGGAAUGGAUCGAACAGCUCAUCAGAAAGUCGUUCGAAUUUGGCGAAGGAAAGAAGCUCGUCGAGCACGCAAAAUUGAUACAUAAGCUUGGAGAAGCGCUGGAAACAAAAAAGCUUAAAAAGAUCAAGAAAAUCAUCGAUUCGGAUUCCGUCAGCAGUUCGGACGAAGAAGAAGUGACAAAGGUCGAGACAAAGAAGACGAAGGUUAAGAAAAAGAGACGAGUGAUUGUGUCGGACAGCUCGGACGAUGACAAUCUUGCGGAAAAACUCGAAACAUUAAAUAGCAGCGGUGAAGCGAAGAUAACAAAAUCGGCAACUUCCGUGAAAUCGAGACGUUCUAAAGAAAUUGCCAAGUUAGCUAUUAGUGAUUAUAUUAGUGACUUGAGCAAAGAAGGGUUGUCUACAAAUGUAACUGCGAAAGAAAGUGUUGAGGUAACUGACAACAAAGCUAAAAAGACGCAGACGGAGAAAAAAAGUAGGGAAGAGAAUGAUCCAUUAGAAGAUGAUAAUGAAAAGACUAUUAGCCAUUCGGAAGACAACGAGCAAGUAGACAGUCGGUCGAAAGAUAAAGAGAAAAAAGAUACUACAGAUAAAGAUGAUAAGAUCGACCAGACCUCCGCAGACAAAACAAGUAGUAAGGAACAGCCGUCAAAAGAUCAGGAUAAGAGCGAGACAGAUCGCGUUACUUGCGCCACUGCAGACGAAAACACUGAAGAAACUUCAACUGACAAAGUGGACAAACCAAAGGUAAAAACAAAGAGAAGAAAUUCAUUGGAAAUGCUGCAUGAGGAUAUCAAAGAAAUGUUCAUAAGGGAGGAUGUGAUAACGGCAACGGGUGUCCGGAAUUGUCGAUUGUCGAAAGAAAAUCAAUCGGGAGUAAGUGCGAAGAAAGACGAGGUGUCGAACGAGAAGAAGGUCGCCGAACCGAGUCCCGCAGAGAACGACAAGUCGGGAAAGACGUUGAAAUCUCGUAAAAGUAACGAAUCUUUAAUCAAAUCGAAAUCCAAGACUAAAAAGAAUGUCAAGCGCAGAGUUAACGUACGUUCGAAGGAAUAUAUAACGAGUUCCGAUAGCGAAGGGGAAACUCCUUUGGCCUUGCGAACGGAUAAGUCGCUUAACAAGACAUCGACUCAAGAAGGCAGCGAGAAAGGCGAUGAGCUGCGAAGAUCCAAACGCGUGCUGCGUAAGGACAUCGCGAGUGAGCCACGAGUGCUGGUGGAGAAGGUAGAUGUUGCUAGAACAGACUCCUCCAAGAUCAUGUUCGACAGUUCGUCCGACGAGAGCUUCAGCAUAGAUGUAGCCGAAUUAACUGCAGCGGUAGACAGUUCUCUUCGACGGGAAAAACAGACUGAGGAUCCUGUUGAAUGUCAUCAAAAAGCCGCGAAGAACACGAGUAAACGACAGUCAAAAUCGAGGAAGGCGUCCCUGCUCACUGAGGACAAAAACGAUAACGAGUUCUCUGGUACGGAUGCGGACAGUGCGUUGUCGGACACUUCCAUGUCGAGCAACAAAGUCGGAAAAGGAACUGGCGGUGCGGCCAGAACGUGUACCAGAAACGAGUUACUGUGCAACGUGCUGAUGGGUUUGGUACCGAUGGCGGCGGGAAAGGACGCGUUGUCGGCUGAUAAGAACAGCGAGAUAAGCGAGAACACGAACGAUUCCGCAACUAUCGAAUCAAAGACCAACAAAAAGCUCGCGGGAAAUAAGAAGAAAAAGAAGUCCAGUUGGAAAAAGGGAAUACUUAAUACUAAGAAGAGGAAAAAAAAGGUCGCUACGGUAGCGUCUAACGCCGCACAGACGGACAGUGAAAAGACAAAUAACGAAACAAACGUUUCGACAGACCCGCUAGAUAAGUCGUCGUUAGAAAUUGAUGGAAAAGAAGAAAAACCUCCGGACGAGGCUACGAGCAGCUAUUCAGUCGAUGAUGUGAAUAUAUUUCCAACAAAAUGCGAAAAGAUUGAACCAGCUCUGAAUAACUCUGAUAUUGCUGAAGAUUACAAAGAGUUCAGCAAUUUUACGGAGUUGUCAGAACUGUCCAAUGCGGAUUGUGAACCGUCAUUGAACGAUUCGUUUAUUUCUAUCGAUGAGACUAAACCGAUAAUUAAAAUGGAAAUGGACGAUGUUGCGGAAAAUGUUGGGAAAGAAAAUGCCGCGCCAUCCACUACGUCAGUUGUCACUGCAACUACAUCAAGUACAACUGCAACCGCGCCAAGUACGUCAUCUGAGACAGUCACUACUGAGAACGCGCCAACACUUGAAAUUAUCAAUGCUCCAGCAGCAAAUAGUGUUAAGGACUCGACAGAAAUUAUUUACGACGAACAGAUAGAAGAGAUCUUCCGACGAACAGACAUCAAAGAUUUGAUAGAAUACGCAUUUAUCGGCCUCAACAAGCGACACAAGUGUCAGCUGUGUAUAUUUUGGGGGAAAGAUAUUGUUCAUCAUUACAAAACGACUCACACUGGAAAAGAGAUACUUAUUUCGCGUCUCAAAGCGACAGACGCCGAAGCGGCGAUUGCCGAUAACAACGCGACAACAUCCGCAUCGGAGACUAGUCAGAGGGGCAAGUAUCGUUGCAGAUUCUGUUUCAAUGAUUACUUUAUCAGAGAAAAUACGGAAGACGUGGCGCUCGAGUCUUUCUACGAACAUUGCACUACGCACACAGGUGAAUACAGAUUUCGUUGCAAUUCCUGCUCCUAUCAGGCGGUAGCUAAGGCGUCUUUGAAGACACACUUCUACAAAGUGUGUCGUAAGCAAAAAAAUGAGACUUUCAAUGAUGCUUACUCCGAAGACGACGUACCAAAAGAAAAUACCGUCUACGGCUACAUGUGUCGCGCGUGCAAUUACGUGCAAUUAAAACGGAAGAACGUGGAAACCCACAUAGCGUUUUGGCAUCGGAAUGAUCCGACUGAAAUCGUAAGGAUUAACAUGUCCUUGACGGUCGACGAAAGUGAGGAAGGUAACAGCGAGAAUUCGCAAGAAUUGGAUGAAGAUGAGACAUUCGCUGUGGAGACCAAACCAAAAAUUUCUGAACUCCAGAAUACAGACAGCAAAAACGUGCCAGAAUUAGUUGAUGUUAAAAUGAAGAAAUCGCAAGACGAUGAUAUCGUUAUGAAAGACUCUACUCUACUUGAACCAAAAACAGAGACAGACAUGCAGAUCAAAGAAGAAGAAGAAAUUGUCGACAAAUCGAAAGAGUCUCAAGAAGAGACGGAGACGUCGGUUAGCACCGAUAAUUUAAGCGUGUUUGUUUGCCCGCCAGAGUUAGAGAACAACGAAGUCGAGAUACAACGUAAACGGCAGAAGAUGAUGCAAGAGAUCGCCAAUAAUAUUCUGCUAAAGAACCAUCUUAAACCGGGGUUGUCUAUUAUAGAUAAGUUGCAAGAUAAGAUGCGUCCGGACGCGGUUGUUGGUUCUAUUCCUGAAGACAAUACGUCGGCGGAUAUUCCGCAAUCAGAAGAGAAAGAUUCUUCUAUCACAACUCUCGUAUCGAAUACGGAAUCAUUAAAUGUCGAGAGUAAUGUGAUCAUCAAAGAAGAUCUGAACAUUGAAGAACCGUGCAGUCAAGAGAGUUCCUUGUCUGUAGAAGAACAAUCGAUAAUCGAUAAGCUCGAAGCGGCGAAUGACGUGAAAGAAAAGGUGGAUGUAAAAAUCCGAGACCCACUUUUGAUUAUGGAUUCGGGCAAGACAAACGAGAGCGAUGGCGAGAUGAGCGACGACGAACAUUUUGCGCUGGUCUUCGAAUCAGAUUCCAGCAGUGAGCAAUCUGAUACCGAGCCAGCUGACGUUAACACAAUUUUGAAAGAGACAUCGAACAUAAACGCGUCGUCAACGCAGGACCCAAUGCUGAACACGACAAUUCAGAGAUUAGCUGCGCAGCUACAGAACGUCAAGCCGUCAGAAUCUUUGCCUAAACAGAUGGUCGAUAUUAAAGUAGAGGUCAAGAGUGAGUGCUCGUCGUCGUUCCAAGAAGCGCCGAACGUUGUAUCAAUUGAUAAUAUCAAGAAUUUGAUAUCAACAGAAGAAAAUACCCAAGGUUCGGAAACAUCUGACGCAACAUCACGCAAAAAUUUCAUCACAUUUAGGCGACUGAGCGGCGAUAAAUUAUCCGUGCCGACGCCUCCGUUGGAUAAUCAAGUGGACACUCAAGUUUCCAGUGCAGAUGAAACUCAGUCAGGCAGCUCAAAGCAAACAGAGGAAAAAUGUUCGUUUUUGAAGAUUGAAAACGUUAUUAGUCUCGCACCGAAAUCUGAUAAUAAAAUUGAAAACGUAAUCAGCAUUACGCCAAAAUCCGACAAGAAACCUGAAGGGAAUCCUAUUAUCAGUAAUAUUAGAAUGGUGGAGAUUUCUCCUAUAAAGAACAAAAAUUGUCUUUUGAAAAAAACUCCUUUAAUAUUAAAGAAACCUAGUCACUCUGUACUCAGAAAAACGGAGUACGCCAAGUUAAUUCCGAUCACGAGUCCCUCAGCGUCUUCCGAGAAAUCUUUUGUCGCUCCUCUCAAGGAAUAUGUUUCCAUCGCUCCGGCAAUAACAAAACCAAGUUCGUCGAAAGUGAAUUACAUGGUAGUUUCAAUGUCGCCUAUUGUUCAAAGGGUCAAGGAUGCUACCAAGCCGGCGACCAAGUUGAAAUCGGAGAGCGCUUACGUAACAAUGCUGACGGAAAGAAAAUUGUGCCAUUUCUAUAAGUGUAUGGCCUACGAUUGUGAUUUCACGACUGACUAUCUCGAUGAUUUUCGCGUGCAUUAUCAACAGCACGAGGAGAACGAGAAGAAGAACAAGGAAAGCACCGAUUAUCAAGCGUGUCCUUAUUGCUAUAUGAGUUUCAGUUCGUGGGUCGACAUAGAACUUCAUCUUUGGGAGAAACACAGUCAUUGUCAGUAUCAGUGCUCUUACUGCUUUUAUCGAGCCAUUUUGCCGACUUAUGUGCAACAACAUCAAGUGAGUGCUCAUCCCGGAAAGAAGUUUCAGCUUUUAUUGGGCAAAAUGCUCAAGUCGGUUCAAAAAGAGGAGGCUAUCGAUCGUAAAACCUAUGUGAAGCCGUUUGCGUGCAAUGUUAUGGACUGCAACACUUUCUAUUACGUAAUCGACUCGUACGUCAGACACUUGAAGACGAAACAUUUGAUCGAGCAUCCCAUAUGUCACUUGUGUAAUAUUCACAUGAAGAUAGACGCGCUUGUAACUCAUUACACAACACAUGGAUAUUCCAAGUAUCAGUGUUUGUAUUGCUUAUGCGGUACCAAGACUCUGUCCAAAAUGCAUGAACAUUUGAGCACUUAUCACUAUAAUAAACUGCCUCAAGUUCUCGAGCGCUCGCUUCCAUCGCAGUUGGAAUCUAAUAAGGCGAUCAUAGACCAACUCGUUUUGCGAACCUUUGAUAUAAAAAUUCCCGAAGCAAACGUUAUUUUGAACGAUGCUAAUGUCGAAAAAGUCACGGAUUUAACAAACAAUCAGAUUUCCUCAACUUCAUUGAACCACGACGCUGCCUCGUCGAGUCAAGAACGAUCUAAUCUACAAAGUAACGUGCCACCGAAUGACGGCAGUGUCAGCAGCAGUACAGAAAUCAACACCGAUCCUAACGUUUUAUCAAAACGGUCGAAAGAUGCGCUUCUUUCUGACGUUGCGAGUACUGAGAAUCUGUCGUCGCCCGUAAACGACAGUGUAACGAACACGUCAAAAUCCUCGAUUGAUCUGAAUUGCAGCGAUGAGUUUGUUAAUACCGAUCUUCUCGAUUCUAAAAUCUUGAGAAAUCUUGCUGCCAGUAUUAACGACGCAUCAGUUCCAAAGGACGACAUCAUAACGUCUACAGACAAAUUGGAAGACAGCGACAUCGAGAUCUUGGAAGACAUUGUGUCGGAGAAAGAUUUGAACACGCCGAAGAAAAAAGAUCAGAAAGAUGAUUGUACUGCGGAUUCGGCUUCCUCCGAGCAAAAGAUUGAAAAGAAGGAUGAAAUCGCGUCGUGCGAUACCGCUGAGGAUAAACUCACAACCGAGGAAAUAUCUGCGGAUACCGCUAUCGCCGGUACGAAAGUAGAAAAACUUUUGACUUUGAACGACAUCAAACACACCGGUUUCAUCGGAUGUGAUCUCUACAAAUGUGCCUACGCGGACUGCAAUUUUACCGCAUCGAAUGCAGAUUUAUUGAAGACUCACAUCAAGGAUUGUAGCAUCGACAAGUCUAAUCAAACUUUAUCUUGCGCGCAUUGCGAACGACAUUUCGGAAAAGUCGGCUUUUUUAUGGAACACAUCAAAAUUCACGGAUUGAAGCGCUUCGGAUGUUCGCGAUGUCACAUGAGAUUUGCGGUCAGAUAUCAAGCUACAAGUCACAUGAGAAUAAAACACAAAUCUGCGAACACAAAGUUGGUUCCCGCGGAUCCAACGAAUCCAUCCGCGGACGGUCUUUUUGUCGUGCACUCAUGCUACGAUUCUACCGAGAGAAAAACCAAGAAACGUAAAGGUACAAAGUCCGGAACGGAUAACGAAGGUGAGAAAGCAGAUAACAAAAAAUUAUCUUUCAAUCCGGAAGAGAUAGACCAGUUACCGCGUCAGGCGAUUUACAAUCGAGAGGUCCAAUGCGCUGUAUGUCCGUACACAACUAAAGUUCGAACAAACAUAGUUCGACAUUUGCAAUUGCACGCGAAAGACGAGAGCGUGCCCGAGAUCGGACCCGUCAAUCCUGUUCCUUGUUUGGACAAGAAAGAAAAAAUGUUCGAUAAAAUGGUCAAUUUAGCGAGCAGCUCGCAUCAAAAUGGCCGAAUGAGCGGCAAACCAAGAACAACUACGGAGGAUGAUAGCAUACCAAAAUUCGUACCGGAACACAAAAGAUACGUGUGCGCCGAAUGUAAUUAUCUGACUGUAGACGAAGCAAUGUUAAGAUAUCACUUGAAGGCUUUACAUUCGGACGAGCAGUAUUUUCGUUGCUCACACUGUCCUGUACCGAUACCGGGCCAAGAGAAUCAAAAUAUAUCCAUAGAUAAAAUGGGUGUUCACUUGAAAAUGCAUGACACGAGACUUUAUAAGUGUUCCCAUUGUCAUUAUCAUCAUUAUCACAGAUACGUUGUGGAACGUCAUCUUGCCGACAAACAUUCGGAGAAAAGACCUUUUGUGAAGGUGAUAAGAGAGCUUGAAAAUACGGAUAACGUUCAGCAGCAGCCGGUCCAGACGGAGGAACCAGAAGAGGAGAUGCCCGAUCCGGACGGCAAUCACUGGAAAUGCAAUCACUGCGACUUCAAAUGUGUCUACAAGGCCGACGCAUCCACCCACGCCGAGACGGUUCAUGACGAAAGCUGUCAGUUCAAGUGCACUCUGUGCAAAUUCAAAACAAACGGGAAAAUAUUUAUCGAGCAGCACAUAAACAACAAACACGCGUACGAUUCUAACGCCGAUUACGCUAUGGCUUAUCACAGAAUAAAGGGAGUCAAUAAACGUAACAGCGAGGUCGCGGAGCAAAGCGGACAAGAUGAGCCGUUUGACACGACGCCUCUUUGGAGCAGAAGCAUGCCGCGAAUUCGACACAUUCGUGGGAUUCUCCUGGAAGAGAUCGAGACAACGGCGGAAUCGUCGCCCGCGACAACAAAGGCGUCACUGGGCAAACGUAAGAAUGACACAGAGAUUUCGAACAGGCCGGCUAAAAUCAAAUUUAGCGAGAAGUCAGGAUCUCUCGACGAGAAUGUCAAACACUCUAAAGAGAAAUUAAAACGAUCGUUCUCGUGCGAGAAAUUAUCCAGAGACUCGGAAAGUGAGGAACAAGUUGAGAAGGAAGGCGCACAGAGCAAGACUGACUCACGCGAUGUCACCGACAAGAGAUAUUUGAAUCGAAACUUACAAACAGCGAAACACACCGAACACACAAAGACGGCGGAUGCAGCAGAAAUGAAUGAUUUGGAUCUAGGACAAUUCGGUCCUUACGGCAAACCAGAAGACAACUUGUACGUAUGUACGCUGUGUAAUUAUUUCAAAACCAAAUACAAGCACGACAUGAGAGAUCAUCUUUAUAGGGAGUUGAAGUAUUCGAGAUGGCAUUGCAAGACUUGUGGAUAUCUAACGGUAAAUCGAAACUCAUUGAUGCAACAUUUUAUAAAGCGUCAACAUGGAGAUAGUGAACCCGAACCACUUUCACCGGAUUAUGCAAUUGAGGAAUGGGUAAUGACUCUGCUGAAAAAACAAACAGAUAUAAUUAAGAGAAAUAUCAACUCCGCACACAAAAACGCACCGACGUCCGUUAACAAGUCUGCUGAAAGCAGUUCCGUUACGUCCAAGAAGAACCAAGUGGACAAAAAAGCUGUGAAUCUCGCGCCAACUAUAUCUAAUUUGAAAAAUGACAUUCUUCAGGACGUUAACAAAAGUAUAGACACUGAUGAUGGCGACAGCAGAGAUGCUGACGAUCUUGUGAUCGAUAUAGGGGAAGACGAGGAGUCCGAAAGUAAAAAUAACGAAAAUGACCCUGAAAAUGUUUGCGAGAAGACCGAAAGCCCGGACAAAACGUUGAUCUGCAAACAUUGCAAGAUGCCGUUCCACGGCUUACGCGGCCUCAAGUUACAUAUUGUGCGUGUGCAUCUGAAGGGCGACUACUCGUGCCCCUAUUGCAAUCACAGCACCUGCUCCGAGCUGUCAAUACGCCAGCAUAUUCGCGUAAAGCAUCCGUAUUGCCCGGAGAAGAUCAUACACAAACCGAAUAUCGAGAAAAUGUCUAGUGAGUUCUGGGAGAAGCAAUACGGCGUCACUUUUCCAGGAAAGUCCAAAAAGCGAAAGAAGUUGAGCGUCGAAGAAUCCAUUAAUCGCAUGUCCGUAAGGGAGAAGUGCGAGAUAUGCGGCUUUAUGGCCAUAAACUAUACUGGUCUAAAGUCACACAUGAGAACGCACGGUUUACGUUCUCAUAGGCAGGAUUUCAAGUGCGAACAUUGUACCUACAAAGCUACUUUCAAGGCCGAACUGUUGGAACAUUGGGAAUUGAAUCAUCCCGAAAUACCGUUCAAGUUCCAGGAGGUCGAAUCCUCCUCCGGCGAAACGGAAAGUGAAUUGUUGUCGCCCAAGAAACAGAGUAGCAAUGUCGACGAUAUGUCAGAUGACGUGGAAGACGAACCUAUGGAGGAGACCUUAAUAUCUGUGAAUAACCCGAACGUGAUCUACAGCUGCUCAUAUUGUAGUCUUCGCAGUAACUCGUUGCUGUCGAUCAGACGGCACUGGGGGAUCGUGCACAAGGAUUCGAAAAGCUCAGAAACUGGCGAUAUGCCAUUUAAAUAUAAAGAGAUCCGACUGCCGGCUUCGUUACCCAGCAGUAAGGGUAGUAAGGACGCCGUGGAAUUGUCUUCAGAUAUUGGGAAGCCGUCGCCGUCGAUGGUUCAGCGGCACGGCUGGGUCUGUCAAUGGUGUAGAGAAUUCUGCAAGACAGAUAACGACAGAAUGAUGCAUCAAAACAUAUAUCACUCUCAUUUGCCGCAGAAUUUUAAAUGGCAGAAACAACAGCAAAAGGAACAGGAUCAAUUGACUGGUUUUAGCACAUCGCCACGACAAGUAGGAAAGGCCGAUGGCAUUCCUAGUUACGAAUCGGUCGUGGAGAAUCUAGUGGCGAAACAAGUCAGACUGGACGAUGCCGCGGCAAAAAAAAUGUCCAGUUUCAACGCGUCGUUGCCAAGAAAAAGUAACACUAGCGGUCGUCAGGCUGUCGCGAGGAAGUCCACUACCCGAUCGACUCUCUCGUAUGUGAGACCUGGUCCGCGUAUGUUUAAGGCCGUUGCACGCAAGUCCACGGCCAAUCCGUUGCCGAGGUAUCUACCGAACUAUGUUCCUAUGCCACGUUGCUUCAAGAAAAUUGUAUCCGAUGAAGAAGAAACAAGGAGCAAACCGUCUUCGCAUUACGGAAUACCGAGCAAACCAGUAAAUUUAGCAGAGUUGAAUACUUACAUGGUGGUUGGUGGCCAUAGUAUGAGAGUAAAUUGCCAAACUCUCGCCACGUUGAUUAACAUCAAUCCGAAGAUACUAUUGAAAGAUAUUAGGAAAGAUCCUAUAUAUUCUGCGGUUCUGUUAGAUUUUAAUUAGUGUCGCAAUUUGUUUUUGCAAAGAUGUGAUUCUGUAAUGAUCAAUACUCAAAAUUGACAUAAUUACUGAUCCCAUAACUAAUGAUUACUUAUAGAUUACUUUUUAAAAGCAUAAUACAUAUGAGGAUAUGUUUUAACGGAAAGAAACUCCGUAACAAAAACUCCACUCUUAUAAUUUUCUAGUACAACAGGAGAAGAGAAUACAAGCACGUUUUAGUUACUAUAUUCAAAGAAAGAUUGCAAUGAUAGUGAACCCGUUCGUAUAUCUAAUUUUUUUCUCAUUUUAUAAUAUAAAGUGUAUCAUACAUGUAUAUAAUGCCACUGAGAAAUAAGAGCCAGACUAACAAUAAGUAGUCUAAAAAGAUCUUGUAAUUUUACUGAGAUAAGAAACAUAAUUAUAGGAACAUCUUAGUGUACGUGUUAUAUAUAGAUAGGAUACAUGAAAAGUUGAUUAAAAUUAAUUUUUAACUUGAUAUUAUUAAAUAAUUGAGUACUGUGUCAUGUGAAAUUACAGGUUCUUUAUUUUUCAUAAAUUGUCAAUCAUUAUGGAAAAAGUUUUAUUUAAAAUUCACAUAAAUUCUAUUGGUGUUUAAUGUUGAAAAUAAUUUCAAGCUUUAGACACUUCUCACCUUUUUUAGGCUAUAUAUUUAUUUCAUUAUUAAUAAUACUUCUGAGUAAUUGAUACAGUCAUAUAUCGAAUUGACUUUUUUUUCUUCAAAUUCAGUAUGACUGUAACAAAUAUAUACAAAAGUCAAUAUUUUAAUAAUGUCAUAUUAUUAGUUUAUGUAUUUUUUAUUGCAGUUCUUAUUUUCACUUAAGUCUUGAUUAUCUUGCUAUAAAGAAAGUAACUUGAAAAAAAAAAAAAAAAA